AUGUCUUCUGAUGAUGAUUAUAAUAGAAAGUUUAAUCUGCCAAUAACACCAAUAUCUGAGUUAAAGGAUCGCCCGUUUCCAAAAACUUCUGCAUGCCUAAUAAUUGGUGAUGAGAUACUUUAUGGAAAAACUGUUGAUACAAAUUCAGGAUAUUUUGGAAUUGAUUUGAAAAAAAUAGAGGUUAUUCCUGAUGACGAGCAAACGAUAAUUGAAGCCGUAAGAAGACUAAGCGAUAAUUUCGAUCUUGUAGUUACUAGUGGAGGAGUAGGUCCAACACAUGAUGAUAUAACAUACCCAACAAUUGCAAAAGCCUUUAAUCUCCAAUUAACACCUCAUCAACAAACACUGGAUCGUAUGAUGUAUGUUAAUUCUAACACGCCAUCUUCGAAAGCUAUGCCAACAGAAUUGUCACAAGAAGCAAUUAUUGCACGUAAUCGUAUGGCUUUAUUUCUUACACCAUCAUUAGUGGUCUAUCCGAGCCCAAAAUUAUGGGUACCAAUAAUAAUAGUAAAUAGUAAUAUUCAUGUGUUACCUGGUGUACCAAAAUUAUUUUGUGGGUUAUUGGAUGGAUAUCAAAAAUAUUUAAAAGUGGGAGAGAAAUUUUUUAGAUCUUUUGUUAAAACCUUUCAACCAGAAAGUUUUAUUGCUCCUAUAUUAACUGAAUUACAAGAAAAACACUCGGAUAUAAAGAUUGGCAGUUAUCCUAAAUGGAUUAGUGAUGAUAAUAGAUGGGUAAUUAUUAGUUUUAUAGUCAGAGAAAAAAAUAAAGAAAUUUUAAAGAGUGUAAUUGAUGAAGUUGUUGAAAAAGUUGAUGGAAUUAUUGUCGAGGAAGAUUUAGAUUGA
Entrophospora sp. SA101 is the source of this 843-nucleotide messenger RNA. The record is from the annotation of a GenBank genome assembly. Lineage: Eukaryota; Fungi; Glomeromycota; Glomeromycetes; Entrophosporales; Entrophosporaceae.